AACGCACAAUAUUGUCCAUAUUAUUUAUUUUUUAAAUAUUUAAUGGUGCAUUAAAAGUUAGUAUCAAACAAAAUCUAAGUAUAAAGAAAUUCUGAAAUUUUUAUUGUGACAACAAAAAACUUGGCAGAGAUAUUAUCCGAAUUUGAGUACGAUGCAUUACAAUGAGAAUGUUGUUGCUUCAAUUGAGCAAUCGUUGGCGAAUUUAUCCGUUCAAGAGGAAAAUCCCACGUGGAAUGCAAUUGACUACGGAAUGGAAUAUGAAUUGCUGAACCAUGUAAUCUUACCUCGUUUUCUUCCGCAAAUGAGACGUUUCAGUACAUAUCAACAUGGAUUUGAAUUACUCUCACGGAUGACAGAAGUAAUUUCUGCCAACGAAAAAUAUAUACCAGCGAGUAUUAUUCAAACGUUUUGGAAUAUGUACUCCAAUCAUAUCAUAUCAAUUCCGCUAACCGUCUGCGAUAAUAUUAACGCAUUAAAAUCAAAUGAUACAUUUGCAAUGUAUGUAAAAGGUCAAGAUUGCAUGUUCACAGUACACAUGCCACCGAUAGAGGCCGACCAGAUUCCAGAUGAAUCAACACCAGUCAUCGUAGCUACAUUUCAGUAUAAUUUCCACCCGUCGGACAUUAAUGAAACAUUUAAUGAUUUUGAGAUAAACUAUCCUGUCGACGCAUUCAAAGUUAAAUUUUCCAAAUUGCUGCGAUCAAUCGAAUUUGCAAAUCAACUAUGUUAUUUAAAUACUUAUAGUGGUAGGCAAAAGAAUCUCGUAACCGAAUGGUUGGUCGGAACGUUGUGUGACGAAAAUGCCCAAACGGCAGGCCACAAUGAGUUCCCUCCGAUAACAAAGAAGCUGCGAAGUGAAAUUCUAGGCAGGAACAUUGAUGUUGCAUUUCAACGCUCACAUUUCUAUUUAUCAAUGAAAUCAUUCCUGCAACACAAUCUGACAAUUCUGUUGGGUGCCAAAGUUGGAAAAAUUGUUUACAAAAUCAUAAUGCUGCAAUUCAUUGUUAGAAUGUGUAAUGUUUUCAAAUUCCAAGAGAAUUCAACAUUUGAUGUCAGUUUGAUACAACAGAUUAUGGCAAAAAUGUGUCGUCGCAUUGAAAAGCUAUUGCAAUUAAUUGACGACUUGAGCACAAAUCUAAUCGAUGAUUUGGAAGAAAUGAAAGUAAUUGCAAUCGAUGAAACAAAGUCCACAAUCGAAUUUCUUCGAACAAAAAUUGACAUUCAAAUCAAUGAUAUACAAAUAAAUGAUGAGACAAACUUGACUCCAUUAACCGAUUUGAACUUUGAAAAAGAUGCAAUUCAAGCGGUCAAAAAGCUACGUUGUUUUUUAGAACAACGAAAAUCCAUUCAAAAACUGAAUAAUGCAUCGAGUUAUCCACCACGCACAUAUACUCGUUUAAAUUUCAAAGAUCUCCAAUAUUCGGAAUAUCAAAAAUAUUUCAACAAUGUUAUUAAUCAAACAGAGAUUGAUAUCCAAUUGAUUGACUUUGAAAAUUAUAUAUUAUGUGAAAUGAAAUUAAAUGAGAUUCCCAAUGAUCCACGUUAUCAAAAUGAAAUGCGAAAAAUUUACUUUUCAUAUGAUACAAUAGCCAAAAAGAGAUAUUAUAACGAACCACUUGGAACGAGUAAAAUGAUUUUGGUUCAAUUGAAAUUGAUUGCAAUGUUUGAUGUUAUUGCUUGCAAAAGAUGUCCAUUACUAUUGAAUCAUCGUUCUGGAAUCAAUCCGAAUAUUAUCAAAUCAUUAUUGUUGCCACAAUAUAUUGAAAUGAAAGUUGCCGAUGAGCUUGAAGAGUACUUCGCAAAGAGAAACAAAUCGGCCAUCGGUCCCAGUUUGAUUGAAGAACAAACAAUUACUGCAGAAUCAUUUAGUUCAAAUUAUGCAGCCCAAGAUGCUCGUAUGCAAACUGUGAGAAAUAAAAUCCUGGCAGAGCAACAAAGAAAUAUAGACAUACUUAUAGAGAAGUUGGAAUCGGAACGCCAAAAAGUGGCUGACUUAAGAUUAAAAAUGGAAGAUCUGUCUCACAAUCACCAUGACACCACCAUCAACAUCAGAAGGAAAAAAUCUUCUGAUUGUCGGCUUUGUAAUUUAACCAAUGCAUGUAAUCAAUUUCGCGUUAUGCAGUAUGUAAAAGCAAUGCCAAGAAAAGUGUACAAACAAAAUGGUGUGGUUUUUGAAAUAUGUCCACCGCCCGAAAUCAUAAAUUUGAGAGACACUCUAUACAAUUUUGCCAUCUAUUGUAGCGGAAAGCCUGGAGGACCUGUUAGUAGUAUCAGAGCAAAAUGGACGGACUUUGCAGAGAUUUCUAGAUUUUAUGAAAUGAAAAGUUUUCACAUUUACCUUGCUAGUACAAGUUUUGAAACCAAAAGAGCUUAUCACGUAAACAAUUCAAAUGAGACAUUUAUUCUGAAAAAUGGACAUGAUUGCACCUAUGCCUUGUCAAUGCCGGAUGAACCAAUGGCAGAUAAUGCCAUUAAAGAUGUAUGCGCAUUAAAAGUCGAAGCGGGAACAGUCUACGAAGGGCUUCAAUGGAUGGUCAAUUCCACAUCGCACACUGAAAAUGAGGUGCUUGCAACACAAUUCAAAUGCCCAAAUGGUCUUUCACUUGAUGCAUACAAACAUUUUGGAUUUCUUCGUGCCGAUGGACAUCGUUUACAACUACAUAAACUCUACGCUUCAAUUGCAACUGAAGCGUUGCCCUUCGAAGAGCCUUCGGUACAGUCGCUCGUUAUUCAAUCGCUAUGGGAAUAUGGGGAAAAGGGUGAGCAUGAAGGAAGCUCGGUUAGUGAGGCACACGAAGAAUUUAAACACACAAAUUUUGCAUUGUCCAUGAUAAAACUUCUAGACAAAUUCAUAGAUCAACAAAAGAAAAAUUGGGUUCAUCCAUUUAAAUUGCUAAUGACAGUUAUUAUAUCUGCGCGAGUGAUGGAAAUAAAUGACGAAGAAAUAGUUGCCGAUGCAGUCGUUACACUAUUGGAUAAAUUGCGUUUCUUUGCAUUGAAUUGGAUUGAGAAAAUCCAAGAAACGCUUUUUAGUUUCAAAAAUCCAAACGUGACCAAUGAGUAUUCACUUCGGAACAAAUUAGCUUUGGUUGCCAUUUGUGGUGCAUUAACAUUUUCCAUUCAUUCUAGUCACAAAUUUUUCGAGAAAACUUUACAGAAAAAUGCUCAUAAUGGAUUUUCAUCUGCUCGAAUUUGGUUGGAAUUUAUAAUAACAUUAAAUAAUAAUAUGUUAUUACAGGAAAUGAAGUGCUUGUCAAAGCAACCGUUAUUGGAAAGUUAUAUGUCAAUAUUUUUACAUUAUGUUCGACGAAUCGGCAUUCAGAUGGAAUCAACCAUUAAAAAACUGAUUAACGAAAAUGAAUUACUCAGUAUCAUUGAAAAACAAUGGAAAAACGCUGACCGAAGAACAUUUGAAUCGUUUUAUUUUCACCCUACAAGUCCGCAGUUGUGUUGCAUAAAAAUUAAUGAAAAACUCGUGACAAUUGACAUAAUUACUGGUUCAUUUCUGUGUAAUUCAUUGUCAAUAUCUCGACUCCCAAUGAUUAUAUGCGAUUAUUAUCUAUAUCGCCGUGUUUUUGAUCGAUUUAUUUUAGACGUGCAACCUGAAGAUAAUCAAACUUUUACCACCAUUCAAAAAUAUAAUGAACGCAUUUAUAAAUUUUUUUAUAAUUAUAAUGAGGUCAUCAUUACCGAAAUUCGUGAUGAUGGACAUGAAAUGGAACUUGUGCACCCGAGCAUUUUACAAAGCGAAAUACCAUAUUUACUGAUUCAAAAUUAUAGCCAUUGGUGGAAUAAAGAGGAAAAUACUAUUGAUUUCCGACCCGUGUCGUUCCUUCACAAACUGUUCAGCACGGAAGACGGCGUUGAUUAUCGCUUAAACCUAAACGAUAACACAUUGAUCCAUUUAAAAACACAAAAACAAUUAUUGGAUAUUACAAGCCCAAGUUACGUACAAAUUGUUAGCCAUUUGUCACGUUUGGAGUGUCCGCAUUUCAUAAACAUUACAUUAGAAAAUCCGGAUGUUGUCAUCAUUGAAAUAGAUCGCAUGAAUUUAAAGUUCAAAAUUGAUAAGAACAUCGGCUAUGACAUUCUCUCAAAUGAAUUCAGCCGAAUGAGAGUGUCACUUCAGCAAAAUUGUGGAACAUUGUUCGGUCUAAACAAUGGACUCAUUUUAGAGAGUGUUGACACACAACUACCAUUUAAUAAAUUGCUUCUCAUGCCUCACGGAAAAUUGCAAGUUAAACGAACCGAAAAUCAUGUGUGUGUUCACAUCAAUACCAACGAAAUGCUAUCAAAUCCACCAUUUCACUUGUAUCGUUUCGACACCGUUUGCCGUCAAUUAACAGCAAUCAACAAUAACUAUUCGGCGUGGUUGUAUCUAUCCUAUUUACAUGCAAUUACAUCACAUAAUGAAACUGAGCCAUUUACUGGUCUGUCUGGCACAGAGCGUGCUCUGCAAAUUUUACAAUCUGGUUAUGUGUGGUCAUCAACACCAUAUGAUCCUGCAUCGAUUCAAUUGUUGUUCGAUUUCAUGAGACUAGCACCAAAACGCAUUUUGGGCAAUUGUGUGCAAAUGAUAGAAUGGCCUUACUUUAUACCACUGCACGCUGCACAAGACUCAUAUCUCUUCAUUGCUAAAAAGUUAUUGGAAGACAGUCAAAGAUUGCAUCGAUUGCAUUUUGUGGAAAAGAAAAUUGAGUCCAAUUUUGAUACACAUUUGAAAUUGAAUAAACGUGAUUAUUUUCGUCAUAUGGAACUUUGGCCAAAUUUGCGCGUUUCGGAGAUUUUUAUUCCACGGCCAACAUUUCAAAUGUCAUUGCCAACCAAAUUGGGCCGUAAAUGCAAAUCGGAAAAUACACGUAUCAUCUCUAGUUUAUACCACAAAAAAGAGUAUAUGGUUUCACAUAGAUGGAAUAUGUCUAAUUUUUUCCAUCAAGUUUCCAAUCCUAAAUGUCUCGAACUUUUGAAUAAUAUCGCUGACAUUUUGAAUCAUUGUAGUUUUGAAAAAAUGGUUGAUCUGUGGAUUCCUCUGUAUGAGAGCGCUCGCAUUGGUUUUUUCAACGACGAAGAAUUUGUAUUGAUUUGCAGUUUGUUGGCUCACAUGGGUCAACCGAUCGAUGCAAUCUUGGCUUUACAAGCCAUUCACACAAAUAAAAACGAAUUCACUGAAAUAAAAGCACCCGAUACAAUGGAAUUUAAUCUAAAUGAUGAACUCUAUGAUAAAAAUACUAUUUCAUUCAUGUUACAUACAUAUGCUAGAAAAAAUGGCAUUUUCGUAACUGAUGAUGUAACCAGAAUGACUGAAAUAAUUGAUGCAGGUUGGCCAAGUAAUCGAUUUCACAGUGUCGGUGCAAGUGAUGUGAGCCACAUAUUCUCUGGCGCAUUUCCCAAAAUUAAUUUGAAGCUCAAUAGCUGGUAUAAUAAUUUAAGAUUGAAUGAGUUUAUCGCACAAGUGAGUGGCAAACUUGAAUUUCUGGCGCAGUCGAUGACAAACGUUAACAUAGAAAGGUUGCAUGACUACAAUGUAGUUUCAGAAAAGCAUUGGCCAAGAUUUGAGGUUAAUUUUGAAUCGAAAAUGUGGAGAGUUCCGAAUAAUUUCUCGGAUAAUAUAAACGAGGCAGAAAAGAUAUGGAACUUAGAAAUGGAGUCAAAUAAAUCGUCACAAGAAUGGUGGAAUAUUUAUGAGUCCAUUACAAAGCAUCAAAUUGAGAAACAUUUCAUUGAUGCUAAAAUGCAUACGAGACUGGUGCCAAGUUUGGUAUUGCCAAAAAUUUUGUCGCAUAACAUUGACCAUCGAUUGAAAAUGGUGAUUGGAGCACUGGCCAUAACGAUUGCAAAAGAACAACGGGAACAACGCAUCGAAAGAUUGAAAGAUAGACCACAAUCGAAACCGGCAUUUGACAGAGAAAUGGAAAACAAACCAUACAUCAACUGGAAACCAUCCGAAAGGCCGGAGUGGUUGCUCUUUGAAAUUGAACAGAAUUUGACGAUACGGCGUAUCCAAAGCGAAGUCGCCAAACGAAUGAUUGAUCCGCUGCGACAGGAGGCGACAAAACACUCGAUCAUGCAAUUAAAUAUGGGCGAAGGUAAGACCGCCGUUAUCACACCAAUUAUAGCAUCGAUCUUGGCUAAUGGACAACAGGCUUGUCAAAUAACAGUUUUAAAAUCGCUGUUUUCUACAAAUGCAAAGUCUCUACGUCAGUAUCUGGGUGGAAUGUUAAAUCGGAGAAUUUAUACGUUUCCGUGCAGGCGUGAUUUACCGAUUAACGAUCAUCUGACGGAAAUACUUGACAUUUAUAAAGAAUGCAAAGCAGUUAAAGGAAUUAUCGUUUCUCUCCCGGAGUAUCAACUAUCAUUCCAAUUAAAAAUGUACGAAUCGAUUCAAAGCCAUGAUUAUGGAUUGGCCGAAAAGUAUUUAUCGGUACAAAGUUGGUUGAACUCAAAUAUACGAGGCAUUUUGGAUGAAUCGGAUGCCAUAUUAAAACCAAAAUAUCAACUUGUUUACACCGUUGGUAAUCAAUUACCCUUAGACGGUGGUGUUCCAAGAUGGCUUAUAAUUCAAUCCGUUUUAAAAUGUGUACCCUACCACAUGGCUCGACUCUAUAAAAAGCACGGACCCGAUAGUAUUGAGUAUGAUGAAAAUUAUGUACGAAAUAAUCAUGUAUUUGGAGCUUUAAAAACUAUUCGUAAUCGCUCCGACAUUUUCAAUCCAUGCCGCAUUUUGAAAGAGUCAGUUUUUGAAGAGCUCAAAGAGGCCAUUUUGGAUGACCUCUUUGCUGAUAAAUUGGACAUUACUUGGCCCGAAGUGAACACAGAAACAAAACACUUGAUCAAACGUUUCUUAAGUCAAUGCGAUGCACCGUUCGAAGUAAUUUGUAAAGAUCUUUCGAAAGAUGUUCAAAAUACCAUUCUUAUCCUCUGUGGUUUGUUGCAAUUCGGCGUAUUGAGAUUUAUGCUCGUGAAACGUUGGCGUGUAAAUUAUGGUGUCAAUAAAAAUGGUCUACGCAAAAUGGCAAUACCUUUCCGUGCAAAAGAUGUUGCGGCCGAAAAUACUGAAUUUGGUCACAGUGACAUUGCAAUCGGUUUGACACAAUUAAGCUAUUAUUAUUCAGGGCUGAGCGAUGAUCAAUUAAAACAAGUGUUUGAAAAUUUGAGUGCUAGUCUAGACACUGUUGAAACUUAUUCGAAAUGGACAAAAGACAUCCCAGUCGAAUUUAUUGAUCCGUCAAUUCGAUCGUAUUCAGGUGUAAACUUAAGCGAUCCACAUCAGCGUGAUAAAGUACUUUUCCCGCUCUUUCGUUUUAACAUGCAUGUCAUCGAUUUUUGGCUAUCGAAAAUCGUUUAUCCACACGAAGCAAAAACAUUUGAAAAUAAACUCAUAUGCACCGCAUGGGAUUUGUGCAAUGAAUUCAUGGUCCAUCCCACAACAGGAUUUUCUGGUACAAGCGAUACGAAGAAUGUUUUACCGUUGCCUGUUGCCCAAAACGAUCUUGAAGAAUUGGAGAAUACAAAUGAAAAUGUUCGUGAAACUUUGCUGCGCCAUGAAAAUCAAUGUUACAAAAAUUUGCCAGCAAAUGUAAGUGCGCGGGAGAUACUUAAAAAUUUAGUUGCCUCCAAAAUUCCUGUGCUUUUGGAUUCAGGUGCGCUGAUGUUGGAACUGAAUAACAAACAAGUGGCCCAAGAAUGGUUAAAAUAUGCCACGAAUCAGUCAUAUGAUGCAGGAGUUUAUUUUGAUGAAAAAGAUGUAUUGCAAACGAUAGAUCGCAACAAUGUGGUCGCUGAAUUCGACUGUUCCGUAUAUCGAGAGAAUUUGGAUCGAUGCCUGAUUUAUUUGGACGAUACACAUACUCGAGGAACAGAUUUGAAAUUUCCAUUGGGUUUAAAGGCAUGUGUUACUCUGUCUGGCGAAAUAACUCGCGAUAAAACUGUACAAGCAUGCAUGCGUAUGCGUCAACUCGGAAAGGGUCAUUCGAUUGAAUUUUGGGCUUCGUUCGAAGCCGAUUUACGUAUACGUGAAGUAUGCAAUCUAUCACGAAACGAUCACAUUCGAAAUGAAGAUGUAAUCACGUUUAUCUGUCACAACAGUAAGCAUUUUGAAAUGGAAAACAUUGUACACUGGUCUGCGGGUGCUUAUAAUUAUACAAAGAAAAUUGCUGCAUACAUGUUGUAUGAGAGUUUAAGUGAUAUGCUCGAUCUAUACAAUGGAUGUAACGAAAAAGAAUUUGUCACCCUUCGUGCGAUGUAUAGCGAUAGAAAAGAACAAUCGCUUUCAGAUAUUGUAUCUUCCAAAUUCAACCAUUUACAAACAAAGUAUGGAAGUAGAGAAAAUAUUCACGACUACAUAGCAGACAAGUAUUUGGCUGUAAAUAAGAAAAUAUCUGAAGAUGCUUCGAAUGUAAAACGCUUUGCUUUUGUAUUGGACGAGGAGCAAGAAAAGGAAAUUGAAUACGAACCGGAAACCGAACGACAAAUCGAACGACCACCAGCUGUAGAUGCCAUUAAACCUAUAUUCAAUGAAAAUUUAACAUUAUUAAUUUUAAAUGGUUUAAAUACGGAGACCAGUUCAAUCGCAGAAGAAAUUCUAUUUUCUCUGGACAAAGGUCUACUUAAAACCAAAUUAUACCAAGAUUUUGCACAAGAUGAACCAUGGUCCAGUCACAUAUCAGUUACGAAUGACUUUAUUAAAGUGCUUAGAGACGAUUCAUCAAUUGAAUUUGAUGAAUUUCUCCGGCCGGUGUCAUGGAUUGCUCGCAUCGAUAUGGACAACGGCGCAUAUCGUUUGGUUUUAUUAAGCUCUUUUGAAUGCCAUCAUCUUUUGCCAUACUUUCGAAGAAGCCACAAAUCGACGUUAUACAUGUAUCGUCCCCGUUUAUGUAACCUUCACAGUGAUUUGUUAGAUAAUCAUGAUUUACGCAUUUCGGCUCGAACCGAAACCGUUGACAUUGAUGAAAAUGACUCGGCCCAAAUAGCAGUGUUCUCUGGAUCCAUGUAUUUCAGAAAUGAAACAGAACAAAAUGCAUACUGUCACUUCCUAGGCUUGAUACCACGACCGAGGACUAGCGAACAAAAUGAUGCAUUUGAAAAAGACAUAAUCAAACCAAAUGGAUUUGUACCACCAGAGCAUCGUCAACUCGAAUCGACAAUUGAAUAUGUUGGUCAAUGCAAAUUUAAAGAAAAUCCCGUCAAUGUUGCCAAAAGUUUAAUUGAAGCGCAUAAUGGAUUUUUACGGAAAGAAUCACAUGCAGCUUUCAUAUUGGGACGAGGAACGAAACAGACAAUUCAAGAUCAAAUACUUGUCGAUCAAAUGGCCAGAAUUGAUUUAGAUGACUGGAUGUUUUUUUAAUAAGACCCAUGCGUACGUUAUUUUAAGUAGUCUAAUAGCAUUAAAUUUUAACACACUGAAAUCAUGUGCCAAAAGAAAUUGUAUAAAAUGCCAAACAGUAGUGCAGCAAGCGCCACAACCGACAACAGACAACUGUGGAGUUAUAGUCAGUUGUUUGCAAUUGAGCAAAAGUCUUUUCACUAGUUAGCGGCAAUUUAGUAUAGAUUAUACUGAAUUCUAUCUUGGCACUAGUAGUGUGACAGUUUGUGCAUAAUUUCGGUACGAAUUUCAACAACCCAACUACCUCUCUUAAUACCUCAUUACCUCUUAAGAUAUAGAAAAAUAUGUUUGUUGUCUGUAGAAUAACUUUAUAGAAUCUUUUGAAUACCUACAUAUAUAGUUUCAGUUGAAACAGAUUGAAUAUUUGGAUAUUAAUGUAUGGAUUUGUGCUUCAAAAUAUAAAAAUAAAAAAAUAUUGCAUCUAUUGACGCAAAUUUUA
Molecule: messenger RNA, 9821 nt
Organism: Contarinia nasturtii (swede midge)
Lineage: Eukaryota; Metazoa; Arthropoda; Insecta; Diptera; Cecidomyiidae
Exons: 8
Coding region: 152-9343 (3063 amino acids)
Source: RefSeq, a predicted model, not a curated record